AUGAAGCUACAUCUGGCCAGCCUCCCUCGACUCGCUUCGGUCUCCCCAGGGGAGAAGCUGAGUCUCUACCUUGCCGUCUCUUGGCACGCGGUCAGCUCAGUUCUAGUCAAAGAAAUUUCCGGCGAUCAACUACCGGUCUACUACGUCAGCCACAUGCUGAGCGGACCAGAAGAACGCUACCCGCCGAUCGAAAAGCUGGCGCUGGCGCUCGUCCUGUCGGCGCGGAAACUCCGCCCCUACUUCCAGGCCCACCCGAUAGAGGUAAUAACCGAUCAGCCGCUUCGGCUUGUCCUGUCCAAAUUCGAUGUUGCAGGGCGUCUCCUCAAAUGGGCAGUGGAGCUCGGCGAGCACGACAUACAAUACAUACCUCGGACCGCCAUCAAAGCCCAAUCCGUGGCAGACUUCAUUGCGGAGCUGACCCCGAAUACCGACGAAGAACUCGAGCCGCUGCGCGACGCCUGGACCCUCCACGUAGACGGCUCGGCCAACGCGAAAGGCGCCGGCGCGGGUCUGGUGCUGACAACGCCUGACGGCCGCUCGAUCGAGCGCUCCUUCCGCUUCGGAUUCAGAGCCACCAACAACGAGGCGGAAUACGAGGCUCUCCUGGCGGGGCUCCGGUUGGCACUGGAAAUGCAGGUGACCGACAUACGCGUCAUCACCGACUCGCAGCUGGUGGCUAGGCAGCUCGAUGGCGAAUACGAGGCCCGGGACCCGACUAUGGCGAAAUACCUAGCACAGGUAAGAAGCCUGGCCGCCAAGUUCGCCCAUUUUGAACUGUCGAAUGUUCCCAGGAGCGAGAACCAGCGAGCCGACACCCUGGCUAAACUGGCGUCCGGCCCGUUCCCCUGGGCUCGACCCGAGACCGAAGAACUCCCCCGCCGAGCCAUAGAGGUCGUCGCCACCGUCGCUCACGGCGCGCCGGCCACUUGGGUACAGGAGAUGUUACGCUUCAAGCAGGACGGGACCCUGCCUGACGAUACAACCACAGCUCGGCGCUUGCGUCGAACGCAGGCGUGGUACACCGAGGAAGGAGGACGGCUGUACAAACGGUCUUUCUCGCGCCCCCUGUUGCGCUGCCUCGAGCCUGUUAGGAUCGAGAGCACUAAGAGGGGGGGGGGUGAAUUAGUGCAGCGGAAAUCUUACAGCGAUUAA
Messenger RNA from Musa acuminata AAA Group (dessert banana), 1152 nucleotides. RefSeq lists its product as uncharacterized. Bases 1 to 1152 code for a protein of 383 amino acids. NCBI's taxonomy places the organism in Eukaryota, Viridiplantae, Streptophyta, Magnoliopsida, Zingiberales, Musaceae. The record is from RefSeq and is a predicted model, not a curated record. Gene Ontology annotation, molecular function: nucleic acid binding; RNA-DNA hybrid ribonuclease activity. The transcript has a single exon.